AUGCCUGAAGUUCGUAGCCAGUUGCAUGGGCACGUCUUCCGGGUUCUGUCCCGAAAGAGUCCUUUCGCGGACCCGGACGCUUUCGACCCUGGCGCAGAGACCAUCAGCUACCUCCGGGAAAGCUGCAAAGUUCUUGUGAUCGGAGCCGGCGGCCUCGGAUGCGAAAUCCUCAAGGACCUGGCAUUGUCGGGUUUUCCUGACAUCCAUGUCAUAGACAUGGACACCAUCGAUGUGACAAAUCUCAACAGACAGUUCCUCUUCCGGCAGGCUGAUGUGGGCAAGCCAAAAGCUGAAGUUGCCGCGGCCUUCAUCAACCGCCGUCUGGGGCAUCUGGGAACGAAGGUCAUUCCGCAUGUCGGGAAAAUCCAAGAUUUCGACGAGACCUUCUACAGGAAGUUCAACCUGCUCAUCGCCGGGCUGGAUAACAUCUCCGCCAGAAGGUGGAUGAACGCGACUCUGCAUGACAUGGUCGACCGCACCUCUGGUGAGCCAGACCCAAGCACUAUCAUUCCGCUGAUUGAUGGUGGCACAGAGGGCUUCAAGGGUCAGGCUCGAGUGAUCAUCCCGACGAUGACGUCCUGCUUUGACUGCUCUUUGGAUGCGUUUCCUCCACAGGUGAACUAUCCCCUGUGCACCAUUGCCGAGACGCCUCGCUUGCCCGAGCACUGCAUCGAGUAUGCGCUGGUGGUGAUGUGGGAGCAGCGGUUUCCCGGACAGAAGAUGAACGCGGACUCUGUGGCCGACAUGCAGUGGGUCUAUGAGACGGCCAAGGACAGAGCAGAGACCUUUGGGAUUCAGGGAGUCACCUACCAGCUUACCAUGGGUGUUGUCAAGCGAAUCAUUCCAGCGAUUGCGUCGACAAAUGCGUUGAUAUCUGCGGCGCUUGUUUCGGAAGCGUUGAAGGUGUCAACCUACUGUGGGCCCGUUCUGAAUAGCUACAUGAUGUACAUGGGACAGACUGGUGUGUAUACACACACCUUCCCGUACCAGAAGAAGGAUGAUUGCAUGGUGUGCGGAGGUGCAAAGCUUACCUUGACGCGCCCUCGGAACUCGACGUUGCAGGAGCUGCUCGAUUGCCUCGGGGCAAGUCCAUCACACCAGUUGUCCAGGCCAUCCGUGUCGAGUACUAGUGGCAUUGUGUUUAUGCAGAACCCGAAGCCCAUCCGCCAGCAGCAUGAGUACAAGCUGAAAAUGACACUCGACGAGCUGACAAAGGCGGAUCCGCCAGUGUUUGCACCAGGCGAAGACCUCACCGUCACGGACCCAAUGCUGCCCACAAAGUUAACUCUGCAAGUGUUCCUGUCGGAUGGCUGA
Messenger RNA from Symbiodinium natans, 1314 nucleotides. The record is from the annotation of a GenBank genome assembly. Lineage: Eukaryota; Dinophyceae; Suessiales; Symbiodiniaceae.